GUUCAGCACUGGCAACUGCUUUUUCCGUGAAAUGUACUCGAUUUUUAUUUCUGCGCCUGUGUAAUAUUUGUAUCUACUGAGGUUAAACAGGUUAUAAAGUAGGGAUAAUUACAUUUUACCUCUUUGACCAAUUUGACUAUACGUGUAGAAGGGUUUUCCACACUACAAAAUCAUUUAACAAAUUAUCAAAACCAUAAGUACAAUAAUUAUUUAUUAAUUUCAAUCCAUUUGAAAAAUGGCACUGUUUUCGAAUAACCUACGCAAGAUAAUAUCUGUUUCUAACAGUCUAUCCAAACGAUUCAACUUAUCAUCUUCAAUGUUAAAGAAUGUUCAUACAUCUGGUGAAUCAGAAGAAGUUAAACCUACAAUACGAAAAUCACAGGAUAUUAAUCAACUGAAGGAUUUUGGUGCUUAUGUUGCUGAAUGUUUACCAAAAUAUAUUCAAAAAGUGCAAAUUGCAUCUGGAGACGAACUUGAAAUCCUUACUAGUCCUGAUGGCAUUCGUCCAACACUGUCUUUUUUGAAAGAUCAUCAAAAUGCUCAAUAUACUAUCCUUGCUGAUUUAACAGCAUUAGAUGUACCCAGUCGUCCAUAUCGAUUUGAAUUAGUAUACAAUUUACUAUCUAUUCGAUUUAACAGUCGUAUCCGAGUUAAAUCAUAUACAGAUGAAUUAACUCCUGUUGAUUCUGUAGUUUCAAUUUAUAAAGGUGCAAACUGGUAUGAAAGAGAAGUCUGGGAUAUGUUUGGAAUUUAUUUCACUGAUCACCCGGAUCUUCGGCGAAUUUUGACUGAUUAUGGCUUCGAAGGUCAUCCUUUGAGAAAAGAUUUCCCAUUGAGUGGAUUUGUCGAAGUAAGAUAUGAUGAAGAUGUGAAGCGUAUUGUUGUCGAACCAUUGGAGUUAGCUCAAGAAUUCCGUAAAUUUGAACUCACUGCUCCUUGGGAACAAUUCCCUAAUUUUAGAAGUACUCCAUCAACACCUGCAGAACCAGAGAAAGAAAAAAAAUAGUUCAACAAUUAAGUAAAAUAAAAUAUUUAUAGAUUUUGCAUAUAGCGUCGUGUGAAAUUUAUAACAUAUGCACUUCUUACAAUAAUAUAGAAAUCUUAUUUAAUUUUAUGUUAUUUACAUUAUCUUGUAAUCUCGCAAAAUGGGAGUCAUUGAAAUUUUUGUUGUAAAUAAAAUUUAACAAAAGAA
Messenger RNA from Chelonus insularis, 1192 nucleotides. It is a transcript of the gene ND-30, whose product is annotated as NADH:ubiquinone oxidoreductase core subunit S3. The transcript is spliced from 5 exons. The record is from RefSeq and is a predicted model, not a curated record. Bases 236 to 1006 code for a protein of 256 amino acids. Gene Ontology annotation, molecular function: NADH dehydrogenase (ubiquinone) activity. Lineage: Eukaryota; Metazoa; Arthropoda; Insecta; Hymenoptera; Braconidae.